This is a messenger RNA of Macrosteles quadrilineatus (aster leafhopper), 864 nucleotides long. RefSeq names its product essential MCU regulator, mitochondrial (gene EMRE). The coding region runs from base 360 to 620 and encodes 86 amino acids. The record is from RefSeq and is a predicted model, not a curated record. NCBI's taxonomy places the organism in Eukaryota, Metazoa, Arthropoda, Insecta, Hemiptera, Cicadellidae. The transcript is spliced from 2 exons. Gene Ontology annotation, biological process: calcium import into the mitochondrion; mitochondrial calcium ion homeostasis. Gene Ontology annotation, cellular component: uniplex complex; mitochondrial inner membrane.
UCUUCGUCUGCUCGAGUGCUCCUCUGUCUUGUUGACUUGUUUGGAAAACUAAAAGUAAACAGAAACACUAAACAAAACUUACUGCCUUUGCUUUCAAAAAACAAUAGCUGUGCUGUGAAGAAGUGGGUUGUGUAGUGUUGUGCCAGUUCACAGUUGUGGUUGUGCAUUGUGCAGACUGCAGUGCUGAUUGCAGUGCAGUGUGCUGUGUGCUGUGCUUAUUGGUUUGGCUUUGGCCGGGUUGGGUUUGGUUUUGGAACUACACUGCUUUUAUCAAAUACCAAAAUAGAUCUAUUCUAAGCUCUCAGGAACUAAGCUCGUGCUGUGGUGUCUAGUUUAUUAACUAUUUGUCAUUAUCGGAGAUGGCGUCCUCAAGGGUCGUAAAAUUAUUCAGAAACAAUUCUGUCAAUUUUAUCAAGAAUCACCAAGUUAGAUCUGCAACUACUACACCCACAGGAGCACUUUUACCAGAGCCUCAGAAAACACCAUUCGGUCUGGUAGGAAUCGUUUGUGCUGUAGUCCCAGGACUAUUAAUUGGAGCGACCAUCAGCAAAAACAUAGCAAAUUUUCUUGAAGAAAACGAUUUGUUUGUUCCUAGUGAUGACGAUGAUGAUGAUGACUAGGCCAAAAGUAGGACAUUUUUCCGACUUCCUUGACUUAUGAGCAGUGAAUUAUGUUCUAGCAGUGAAAAUAUUUGCGCAACCUAAGUUAAAUAGCACCCUUGGAUCUCAGGAGAAUCUGUAGCCACAAGAAGUCCAGAUAACCAGCGUAAGCUUGCAAUCUAAAAUAAUUUGAAGUUACUUCAUGUAUAUGUAUCGUUACUAUUAAGUUUUUUUUGUUAAUAUUAUAUGACUAUUUAAAAUUGUA